AUGAGUUUAGCCAAUAGUGUCCACUCUCAUAAAUAUAUCACAUGCGAUUGCGAAAGCAUAUGCCUACGUGUCCACAAGAAGCAUGACUGCAAGUGUCAUCGUAAUUCCUAUGAUCGCGUUUCCAAAUGCUUUGAUUUGAAUGAACAACACUAUUAUAUUCGACCACAAGGCAUUGAAAUUAGUUCCCCAAGUCAAGUUGGCGUUCUUUCCAACAUAGACUCUUGCUAUGACCUCGUUUGCCGAAAUUGUAAUUGUGCCUUCAGAGUUAUCACUUCCAGAAAAUAUGCUCAAUUACAGAUAAUCCAAAUAGGAGAGCAGAAUCGACAGAAUUAUAUUCAUUCAUCUUGUACUUUAAAAAAUACAUUCCCAUUCCAGCUCAGACCAUUUAUUAAGAUCAAUAAUUUAUCACAGUCUUUACCAUUAUUUGAAAUUAAUGAUAGUAGCUGUGAAGAAGAGCACACAGAGCCUUCAUUUUUAGAUGAUAUUGUCGAAGAAAUUCAGCCACUACUGCCAAUAGUUGGAGAUAUUCCUAGUGGUUUCUUAGUUCUUUGA
Messenger RNA from Trichomonas vaginalis G3, 552 nucleotides. RefSeq lists its product as uncharacterized. The transcript has a single exon. The coding region runs from base 1 to 552 and encodes 183 amino acids. The record is from RefSeq and is a predicted model, not a curated record. NCBI's taxonomy places the organism in Eukaryota, Parabasalia, Trichomonadida, Trichomonadidae.